GGGUUUCUCUCUCAAAAUCACAUCAUCCAAAACUCUCUACUUUUUUCAACUUACUUUAAUAUCUGCUGUGCGCAAGUGACAUCAAAGACUCUUAUCUUUCUCUCCCUCUCUCUUAUCAUUUCUUCCCGAGCCCUUUUGAGUAAGAUUAUGGAGGAAAGCCAACAACUUGCGUUGACCCAGUUCAGAAAAUCGGUUGAGAAACUCUCUUCUUCCACAGAGGGAUAUGAAGUGCCGACGUUGAUGAGGUUUUUGGUUGCAAGAUCAAUGAAUCCAGACAAGGCAGCAAAGAUGUUUGUAGAUUGGCAAAAAUGGAGAGCCUCCAUGGUCCCUCCAAAUGGGAUCCCAGACUCAGAAGUGAAGGAUGAGUUGGAAUUCAAAAGGAUCUAUCUUCAGGGUCUUACCAAAUUCGGACAACCUUUGGUACUUUGCCAGGUCUCCAAGCAUUUUCCUGCCAAGGAUCCAGUUACCUUCAAGAAGUUCGUUGUUCAUGUGCUAGACAAAACAAUAGCAAGUGGCAUCAAAGGCAAAGAAGUAGGAGAUGAGAAGUUAGUAGCCGUUAUCGAUCUGUCAAACAUUACUUACAAGAACCUUGAUGCUCGUGGAUUUAUCACCGGCUUUCAGUUCUUACAAUCUUACUACCCGGAACGCCUUGCCAAAUGUUACAUCUUGCAUAUGCCUGGAUUCUUCUUGACCGUUUGGAGAUUCAUCUGCCGUUUUCUAGAGAAAGAUACUCAGGAAAAGAUUGUGAUAGUAACGGACGAAGAAGAAGAGAGAAAGUUCAAGGAGGAGAUCGGAGUAGAUGUCUUGCCAGAGGAAUAUGGUGGCAAAGUUAAGCUCACACUAAUCCAAGAUGUUUUUCUUUCCUAAGACGUCUCCAUAAAUGUUAAUAAUAUUAAUAUUUGACUAUUCUAACACUAAACCCUGCAUCAAUCCCUAUUAUUAAUUUAUGUAUUGUUUUGUUGUU
This is a messenger RNA of Raphanus sativus (radish), 964 nucleotides long. RefSeq names its product CRAL-TRIO domain-containing protein YKL091C. The record is from RefSeq and is a predicted model, not a curated record. NCBI's taxonomy places the organism in Eukaryota, Viridiplantae, Streptophyta, Magnoliopsida, Brassicales, Brassicaceae. The transcript is spliced from 6 exons. Bases 148 to 867 code for a protein of 239 amino acids.